CCCGGACACGGGAGCUCGGAAAUACGCCUUUUACUGGUCCUUCCCCCUCUACUCUCCCUUCCUCCCCCUGACCAUCCAUCCGUUCCUCCGAUCAGUUCCAACUUCCAACCUCCGAUCCCAACGAGAAAACCAAUACUGACACCUCUGCCUCGCAACGCGGCGCGCGGCCGUGCUGCGAUCGAUCGACCGGCCGGAGUCCGGCAUGCAAAUGGGAGCUGCCUGGCGCGGGCGGCGGCGGCGGUGAUGGGCGCGGCGAGCUCUAGGCUGGAGAAGGCGCUGGGCGAGCAGUUCCCCGAGGGCGAGCGCUACUUCGGCCUCGAGAACUUCGGCAACACCUGCUACUGCAACAGCGUCCUGCAGGCACUUUACUUUUGUGUUCCUUUCCGUGAGCAAUUACUGGAGUACUAUGCAAAUAAUAAAAGCACCGGAGAUGUCGAAGACAAUAUGUUAACGUGCUUAGCUGACCUGUUCUCUCAGAUCAGCAACCAGAAGAAGAAAACAGGUGUUAUCGCUCCUAAGCGUUUCAUACAACGACUGAAGAAACAAAAUGAGAUUUUUCGCAGCUAUAUGCACCAGGAUGCACAUGAAUUUCUGAAUUUUUUGCUUAAUGAGCUAGUUGACAUCCUAGAGAAAGAAUCUAAAGUUGUUGCAGAACCUUGUGAAAAUUCCUCUUUGAAAAAGAAUUCAAACGGGCCUAUAAAUGUUCAACUCAAUGGUACUAAAAAAGAACCAGUUCCUACUUUGGUCCACAAAUGCUUCCAGGGCAUAUUGACUAAUGAAACAAGAUGUCUAAGAUGUGAGACUGUGACUGAUAGAGAUGAAACGUUUUUUGACCUAAGUCUGGAUAUUGAACAGAAUAGUUCAAUUACCAGCUGUCUUAAAAACUUCAGCUCGACUGAGACUCUGAAUGCUGAGGAUAAGUUCUUCUGUGACAAAUGCUGCAGUUUGCAAGAAGCACAGAAAAGAAUGAAGAUAAAGAAACCACCAAACAUUCUUGUAAUUCAUCUCAAGCGCUUCAAGUAUAUUGAACAGCUUGGUCGCUACAAAAAGCUAUCAUAUCGAGUUGUUUUCCCUCUGGAGCUUAAACUUAUCAAUACUGUUGACAACUCAGACUUGGAAUAUUCCCUUUUUGCUGUGCUAGUUCAUGUUGGAAGUGGACCAAAUCAUGGCCACUAUAUCAGCUUAGUGAAGAGCCACAACCACUGGUUGUUCUUCGACGACGAGAAUGUUGAGAUGACUGAUGAGUCCAUGGUACAGACAUUCUUUGGCUCAGCACAAGAGUUCAGUGGUAACACUGAUAACGGCUACAUACUCUUCUAUGAAAGCCUUGCUGAAAAAAGUUGAUGUCUCUCUCACAUUUUUCGAUAGUUAUACAGUUAUCAUUUUAUUACCACACUGCCUGCACCUGAUAAUAUAGAAGAUUCAGUAAUUAGAAUAAGUUGAAUGAAAGACCAUUCAACUUUAGAUAUUAUAUGGUGGAAUCUGCGGUAGGCAAUAAAAGAAAAUGACGAGUUUUGUGGAAGGUGCUAUAGCGGCAUAAAUCCACAGGUUUCUUGUUUUCUGUUUAUUUUUCUGUUCUUUGGUUUAUGCGUACAGGUUGUACCAAUCCUGGGAUAAUGUUUAUUUAAAGUUUACCAUGUAUAAAAAUAUGCUUGUACUGGAAGCCGUUUGGCUCUGAGUAAUUUUUUUUUUUGUUUAGAAACAUAAAGCUGAUA
Molecule: messenger RNA, 1715 nt
Organism: Oryza sativa Japonica Group (Japanese rice)
Lineage: Eukaryota; Viridiplantae; Streptophyta; Magnoliopsida; Poales; Poaceae
Product: ubiquitin carboxyl-terminal hydrolase 3
Biological process (GO): protein deubiquitination
Cellular component (GO): cytosol; nucleus
Molecular function (GO): cysteine-type deubiquitinase activity
Source: RefSeq, a predicted model, not a curated record